Thalassophryne amazonica is the source of this 853-nucleotide messenger RNA. Its product is annotated as type-2 ice-structuring protein-like. NCBI's taxonomy places the organism in Eukaryota, Metazoa, Chordata, Actinopteri, Batrachoidiformes, Batrachoididae. The transcript is spliced from 7 exons. Bases 80 to 613 code for a protein of 177 amino acids. The record is from RefSeq and is a predicted model, not a curated record. Gene Ontology annotation, molecular function: signaling receptor activity.
UGUUUGUUUCAUCCAACAUCUCCACACAGGACGUCCCAAGAACUUCUGCACCAGGUCACCUUCUGAAACCAUCUACAACAUGAAGACCCUGACUUACAUGUGUCUGCUGAUUUGUGCCAUGAUGAAUCUGAGUGGAGCUGAUGAUCUUCCAGAAGGAGAGCAGCUAAAUGAACCUCAAGAGGAGGUCCGAGUCAAGAGGUCAUCAUCUUGUCCCAGUGGUUGGUAUGAGAUCAGUGGUCGCUGUUUCCACUAUGUCGCAAGGCCCUUGACCUGGGUUAGAGCAGAGAGCAACUGUAUGUACAUGGGUGGACAUCUCGCAUCAGUCCACAGCUAUGAUGAGUAUCAUGACAUUCAGAGCAUGAUCAUCAAGGUCACACAUGAGCCCAAGAAGGCAUGGCUCGGAGGAUCGGACGCAUACGAAGAGGGGCUCUGGUUUUGGACUGAUGGAACACCUUUCGGGUUUAACAACUGGUGUCCAGGACAGCCGAAUAAUCUGGACAAUCAGGACUGUUUCGCAAUGAAUUAUUCAGAUCAAAAUUGCUGGAAUGAUGAACUGUGUGGUGUAACAUUUCCAUCCGUCUGUGCUAAACCACCAACUGAUUUGUGGGUCUGAUCUGAGUUGUGAAGCUUCAUGUGUUUGUGUCGUAUGUUGGGUGGAGGCUCCAUAUGUCAUGACACAUCUUUAUUUCUUUGCUGUAUCUGUAACGCUGCUUCAGGGAGGAAAAGACACGUUAGCCUGAGCUGGAUGCAAAGGCUGGGAUGAAAUGGGCACAUGGAAUGGUUAUGAAAAGACGCUUUUACUGCAAACUUUACGCUGAAAUGUGAACUUUAUAACACACAUUAAAAAGCUUUA